AGUGGUGGUUGUUUUUGGUUUUCUGUUAUUGCGAGUUGUUAAAAAGUGGCUUGAAAUAUUCAAAUUAAAGUGAAAUUUGUUCUGUUAAUCAUCAAAAAGGGUGAUAUUUUUCAUUUAAACGUGAAAGAUGAUCAUCAUGGAUUUGUGGAACCAGCGGGAUCUUGUUCCACCGGUGUUAUUUACAUUUCAAUGUAAAACAAAACAUUGCAAAGACGAAAUUCGCGCCCUAUACAGCACCAUUCAGAACGCCUCAGACUACUUCACCAAUCAGCAGGGCUUCGAAAAGGCCGCCGCAUACGUUUCGCGAUUCACGGUCAAUUGGUCCAACCGCUUCUACAACAUGCACGGGUUCAGACUGUUCAAGCGGAUCAACCAGGCCCUGUUGCGGGUCCGCUCGGUUGACAUCGGUCGAAUACUGCUGAAUUUACUAAGCCUGCUGCCGGAGGGGACUUUUCUGACCAAAACAAUCGACUUGCCUACACUGGCAAAUCUGGAUUACCUGAUGAUUCGUUUGCAGGGUCUCUCGAAGCUGUUCUGCCACAUUGUGGCUAUAACUAGGGAAGCAGCACGGUAUUAUAUUCGUUUCAUAUCGACUGGGUAUUUCUUCAAUUUAAACUCCAUAUUUAUUUGUUUACUGGCCGAAGUUUGGUACAAAUCUCGAGAUAUUUGUACGAAAGUAGUUCACUAUUAUGAAGAGUUGUACCCUCUGAGAAACAUACUUCAGAACAAUGGUAAACCUUGGCCCACGAGCGGAGAUUGUGAUUUACCGAAAAGUUUGAGCAAAUGGCUUGGAGACGAUUGGGUGAAACUGAUUGAUAUAGAUGUAGAUAGCGGGGAGGGAAUUUUGAACAUCGGUACCGACAGUAGCUUGUUUCUGUUUCUGACUGGAGAUGACGAAGAUUUGGCUUCUGGGAAAAAAAUUGAUGCGGCUAUUGAAAAGAAGAUUGCCACGGGCGGAGUUGAAAGCUCAAAACCAAAAGAACUGCUGGUUCAGCGAAUAAAGGCUGACGAAGGAGAAGUUGUGAGGAGGGAUUCGAAACCUAAAGCGACAAAGACUGAUUUGAAGGUUGUUGAUAAUGUAAAGUCUAAGUUCGAUGUUAAGAAGUUUUUGGACGACGAGAAGAGAAAACGGCAGACUGAUAUAAACCAGGCAGUGACUGGGAAGGUUAAAGAUCAGGUGUUCAACGUGUUUGCCAAAAAUAUGCUGCGCGAAUUAAACCAAUUGCCUACGAAAGAGUUAGUCCAAAUGUUCAAAGAAGAACUUUCGAAGAUCAUUAGAGAUAAAACGCAAGCUCGAAAAACGACAAAUAAAUGAGAACGUAAAGUUUAUUACAGUAGAA
Messenger RNA from Uranotaenia lowii, 1340 nucleotides. RefSeq lists its product as uncharacterized. Gene Ontology annotation, cellular component: nucleus. The record is from RefSeq and is a predicted model, not a curated record. NCBI's taxonomy places the organism in Eukaryota, Metazoa, Arthropoda, Insecta, Diptera, Culicidae. The transcript is spliced from 2 exons. The coding region runs from base 128 to 1315 and encodes 395 amino acids. Gene Ontology annotation, biological process: positive regulation of Notch signaling pathway.